AUGUGCGGCCCGGCGCACUGGGGCUACGCUCGUCGUGGCUGCGGCCCGGACGAGUACGAGCGGCGCUACAGCAGCGCCUUCCCGCCGCAGCUGCGUGCCCAGAUGCGCGACCUGGCACGGGGCAUGUUCGUCUUCGGCUACGACAACUACAUGGCGCACGCCUUUCCGCAGGACGAGCUCAACCCCAUCUACUGCCGCGGCCGGGGGCCGGACCGCGGGGACCCUUCAAAUUUGAACAUCAAUGAUGUCCUGGGAAAUUACUCCCUGACUCUUGUUGAUGCCUUGGAUACACUUGCAAUAAUGGGAAAUUCAUCCGAGUUCCAGAAAGCAGUCAAGUUAGUGAUCAACACCGUUUCAUUUGACAAAGAUUCCACUGUCCAAGUCUUUGAAGCUACAAUAAGGGUUCUCGGAAGCCUCCUUUCUGCUCACAGAAUAAUAACUGACUCCAGACAGCCCUUUGGUGACAUGACAAUUGAGGAUUAUGAUAACGAAUUAUUGUACAUGGCCCAUGACCUGGCCGUGCGGCUUCUACCAGCUUUUGAAAACACCAAGACAGGGAUCCCCUAUCCUCGGGUGAAUCUGAAGACAGGUGUUCCCCCUGACAGCAAUAAUGAAACCUGCACAGCGGGCGCUGGUUCUCUCCUGGUGGAAUUUGGUAUUCUGAGCCGACUGCUGGGGGAUUCCACUUUUGAGUGGGUUGCCAGACGAGCUGUGAAAGCCCUCUGGAACCUUCGGAGCAACAAUACGGGAUUGCUAGGCAAUGUUGUGAACAUCCAGACAGGCCACUGGGUUGGCAAGCAGAGUGGCUUGGGUGCUGGGCUGGAUUCCUUCUAUGAAUACCUCCUGAAGUCUUACAUUCUUUUUGGAGAAAAGGAAGACCUGGAGAUGUUUAAUGCUGCAUAUCAGAGCAUCCAGAGCCACCUGCGAAGAGGCCGGGAAGCCUGCAAUGAAGGAGAAGGAGACCCACCACUCUAUGUCAACGUGAACAUGUUCAAUGGGCAGCUCAUGAACACCUGGAUUGACUCUCUGCAGGCUUUCUUCCCUGGGCUGCAGGUUCUGAUAGGGGAUGUGGAAGACGCCAUCUGCCUCCACGCCUUCUACUAUGCCAUAUGGAAACGAUACGGGGCCCUCCCUGAGCGCUACAACUGGCAGCUCCAGGCCCCUGAUGUUCUCUUUUACCCACUGAGACCAGAGUUAGUGGAGUCCACCUAUCUCCUCUACCAGGCAACCAAGAAUCCCUUCUACCUCCAUGUGGGAAUGGACAUUCUGCAGAGCCUGGAAAAAUACACAAAAGCCAAAUGUGGGUAUGCCACGCUGCAUCACGUCAUAGACAAGUCUAAAGAGGACCGAAUGGAGAGCUUCUUUCUCAGUGAGACCUGUAAAUACUUGUAUCUGCUGUUUGAUGAAGAGAAUCCAGUACACAAAUCUGGAACCAGAUACAUGUUUACAACAGAGGGCCACAUCAUAUCUGUUGACAAACAUCUUCGGGAAUUGCCUUGGAAGGAGUUCUUUGAAGAUGGAGAGCGGGACCAAGAGGAAAAGUUUGUGCACAGGCCCAAGUCUCAGGAGUUCAGAAUCAUUAACUCCAGUUCUAACUGCAACCGUGUUCCUGAUGAGAGGAGAUAUUCCUUGCCCUUGAAGAGCAUCUACAUGCGCCAGAUCGACCAGAUGGUUGGCUUGAUUUGACCUGCUCACCUCAGUGUGGCCAGACCUUAAACCAAAUCCAAGCAUACCAAAACCUCCUCUAAGAUGGAAGGGUUGGAGUCUGUCGUCUGUGACGCUGUAGAAGUUUCUGUCCAGCUCUUACCUCUGGUUGAUUCUUGCACCUAGUGUUUCCCUUCUCUUUAAUAAAACACCCUAUUUUUCUGAAGGAUACAAUUAGAAAUGGGAAGCUAUGUGGGAGCUUCUUUUGAUACGCUGAUGUUCUUAAGCACAAUGGAUGCACCUCUUUGGGUGGUUCUUCCCAACUUCACACGUAGAAUGCCUGUCUCGUCACUUUGUGUCCACUUGCUGUGCUGAAGUACUGCUACCUCUCUGCUAGAGGAUCAGGGAUGGAAGUCCUGUGCAAAGGUCCCGAGGUUCCCUUGGCAUCACUACUUACAGCAAUGCAAGUCUCGUCCCUUCUCUCUCUCACGUGGUCAUCAUGCUGUGCCCAGAUAGCCAGCCAUGAUUUUGGAUCACAUGGGGGAAAUUCACCUGGUCUAUUUAUGUCUUAAAGUUAUUUAUACAGUGUUAUUUUCGUGUGAUGGUCUAGCCAGAAAUCUUCCAGGUAGCCUCUAAAGUUAGAUUGGAAUCUACGAGAUAACAGAUCUUUUGAGCUAUAAUGCUUUUAUUUUCAACAUCAACUUACCUGAAGAACUCAUGGGUCCAGAACCAGGUGCCUUUUAGGGAGAGGAAAACCUUAGGAUUGUCUGAGCUUCCAGCUCUUGUGUUUCAUAACCAAGGAUGCUCGAUGCUGACCAUCUUUGGGUUAGACACAUUAGCUUAUGUGUAGUGCUAAUUAGAUAAUCAGGGUCAAAGAAAUGAUCAGAUGACAUUCUGACAUCCUUGAGCCAUUUCUCUAUGUGAUACAGGCUUUAGAUUAGUGCCUUAAUGGGUUUUGUUUGGGCCAUUGGCUGUCGCAGCCACUGUGGUGACUGUUGACAGCUGGUUUUGUAUUGCCAUCUGAUAGAACCACUUAAGAGCAGGAUUCCUGGAAACCAGUUUGUCAGUUUUUGCCUUUUUAACCUGUGAUUUUAGCCAGGCAUAAAGGAGGAAAUUAAGAGGAAAUACUUUUUAUUCUUUCUUUAGCAAAUAGAAAGCUCUCUGAAUUUACACUGACUGUUCCUAAGAAGCAGAGCUGUGUCUGACCCUGAGCCUGACCUCCUUGCAUUGUGACCUUUCUAAAGGCAUCCUAGACAAAGGGUGGGGCAUCUAUGAGAAAGCCAAUCCAGCCUCACAUGUCUUGUGUCUUUCCUGUACUGUUUAUACACUUAAAAUUAGUUCAUUCCAGUGUUCUGUAGCCAGGAAAAAAAAGCCUCUGGACCAUUUGAUUUUAGUCAAAAGAGAGAAAUUAUAUUCUUUCUUCAAAAUAUGUUACUGUUUUGAAAAUAGGUAUGUCAUUCAGUUCCUUGGCAUUUUUAAAAUGGGGAUUUCAGUAGUGAAUGUGUCACCUUUUAAACACUAUGCAAUUGGUUUUAUUUAUUUGUUACAAAUAUUAAAUGCUUCUGUUUUCUUUUGAUUUCACAAGCAUUGUUCUGUGUAUCAACCGUGUCUCAUCUACUGUACAGAAAGCUUUGAGAAAAUUAUCUAUUUUAUGGUUUUGUUAAUUUAGUAAAAGUGUUAAACAUGUGCAUGUACAGGCGUGUGUGUGUGUACCCCUCCCUUUUUAACCUUUGCUCCAGGCAAAUUCCCGUGUGACUGAACAAUCCACUAGGGACAGUUGAAGACCUUUCAGGAAGGAAAGUGCGCUCGAUCUUCGUGCUUCUCUCCUCUACAGUCUUCCCAUGUCUGUGGUUCUGGGACAGCAGUAGUGUAUGUCAGCGCCGAGCAGUCUUCUCCCUGCACUCCUGAAAUAGUGAUCUGUGUCUAAAAGUAAUUAUCAUGGUGCCUUGAGUGCUCUCAGUGUCUCCCAGGUCCAGGCAGACAUGCAGUGCAUUUUAUUGAGUCUCAAACCCCCUUGACUUUUGGGUACUGGACUUUUCACCUGUUGAAAAGGCUGGGGGUAAGACAAUGCCUAUAAGUCGUAGUUAUUGAGCUUCUAGAUUGCUCAGUGAUUGUGGGGCCAGAUGGAGAACACUGCCUGAAUGCCAGUCAUAUAAAAAGCAUUUGAGUCAAGUUCGAAGCUGACUUGUUUGCUUUCUGAAAAAUCAGAAUGUCAUUAGCUGCGAUGUAUAUCUUGCAGUAUGUUUGCUGUUCCUUCUAGUCUGCGUGCUGAAAUAUGGAUAGAAAUUCUCUAAUUCAUUCAUUGUUCUAAGAAUACCUGGAAUGUAAACAGAUAGCCUCACAGAAGUUUGAAACAUCUGUAGAGUGGACCAUGCUUAUGUUCCCAGGAGUAGCCAGUGUCUAGUGUCCAGUUCGGCCAGCAUGUUUGAAGUGUAGCAAGCUGUCUUAUGGUUAGGUGUGGAGCCUAGUUCUCCUAUAAAAAUAGGCUUGCCUUAGCUAAAUACUGUGACAGAGAAACUCCAUUCUCUUAGAAAAGGGGACACAAAGGAAUGCUUGGUGACUCUCUGAUUGCUUUGGCCAUUAUGAAAAACAGGUUUGUUUCCCAAAGCUUCCCUUUAGUUUCUUCCUGAUCUGCCAGAGCUGGCUUUUUAUAACUGCAUUGCUAGAUCGGAAUUGCUAGGACUUUUCUUGUCUUGGAUUGUGGCUUCUGCACAUGAUAUUCAAACAGUGUGCUGAAGGGAAAGCACAUGGGGUAGUACCUGCACAGGGAAGUGUCAGGGACUCCAUAUUUUCCUGGUGUCAUUACAUGCAGUUGUCUUCAUGCCAUCUUCCCUCACCCCUGUGGAAUAAAAUAUCCCUCUUAGCCACCUCCUCAGCUCGGUCGGUGGAUGGGCGCCCGCUGUAGCUCUUCACUUUGGGUCUUGUAGACCCUACAUCAGACAGCCUUCCCUUCAGGGCUCCGAGGUCUUGUUCUCUUGACAUGGACACAUUUAGUGCUGAUCAGAGGCCAGGCCUGAGUGGUCACCACAGUCACAGAGUGGCUGAACAGAGACUUGAGAAGAAGGUACUGAUCUUUGCUUUUCUGUUCCAGCUGUCCAGCGCCUACUCUAGUGCCUCUUCCCUGCGGGGCAGGGACUCCUUGUGACUUGGAGAAGGCUAUGUGUGUGGGUCAUGUGGCCCCGAUUAAGCAGGGCUCAGGGUCAUGGUCCCUCUUGAAUUUGGAUGUGAAUCUCCUAAAGAUGUCGAGUACCUGUGAAACCCUACUUCACUACCUUCCUCUUUCUGAGAGGUUUUCAGGUCGUUUGUUUUAGUGUUAAAUAGCAAGCCACAAAGCUACGUUUUUAUUUAUUACACACACGGAACGUAAACCUGUUUUCACAAGACAAAAAUCUAGAGUUGGAAACUCUGGGAUAAUUUACUGAGAUGCACAAAUGCUUCUCUCUCUGUGUGAUGUGCAAUAUGCUUGGCGACCAUAGAUAUUUUAUGUUUAAUCUGUAAAUAAGAAAUGUAUUUAAAUUAAAUGGGAGAUUUUUGUAAAAGGACCAAAUGUUCUUUUAUAAAUGUACUAAGGAAUAUCUUGCUCUUUGAAAUUUAUUAGGAUUUUUAUGAAUAAUUUUUAUUAAAAGAUUCUUUUUUUGA
Messenger RNA from Myodes glareolus (Bank vole), 5283 nucleotides. It is a transcript of the gene Edem1, whose product is annotated as ER degradation enhancing alpha-mannosidase like protein 1. Gene Ontology annotation, molecular function: mannosyl-oligosaccharide 1,2-alpha-mannosidase activity; calcium ion binding. The record is from RefSeq and is a predicted model, not a curated record. Gene Ontology annotation, cellular component: membrane. Gene Ontology annotation, biological process: carbohydrate metabolic process; endoplasmic reticulum mannose trimming; mannose trimming involved in glycoprotein ERAD pathway. Lineage: Eukaryota; Metazoa; Chordata; Mammalia; Rodentia; Cricetidae.